CUGUAAAGGCUAUUUUGAAAAGUGACCUCCCCUCUCUAUGGACUCGUGCACACACACACCACACACAGCUGCUCGGAACCAUGACAGAAGAUGACGGAUACAGUGGUCGCGGAGGGACAAGUCAAGUUUAGAGAUGGAAAAAAGUGGAAGACUCGGUGCGUCGUUCUUCGGAAGCCCUCUCCGGUCGCAGACUGUCUGACUCUGCUGGUGUAUAAAGAGAAGAAGAAAGGGAAGGAGAAGGGCACAGGCCACAAGGAGAGGCUCAAUGUAACACUGGAGGGGAUCUGUGGCGUGGAGCCAGGGCCCGGUUAUGACGGGGUAUCCUACACCCUCUCCAUCCUCUGCCUGGCUCACACGCUGGUCCUGGGCUUCACCAGCCGAGACACGCUGCUGGCCUGGGAUGCCCGCAUCUGCUACAGCCUGGGAGAAGUCCACAGGUUCAGUGUCAACGUCGAGCCAGGUACCAAACUGGAAAGCGGCCCCGCCUCCCUCCACCUGUGCAACAACCUAUUGGUCCUCACCAGAGGCGUCCCUCCUGUCGUCAUUGGACACUGGAAGCUGUCAGCGUUGCGUCGAUAUGGCGCUGUGCCAAAUGGCUUUGUGUUCGAGGGCGGGACUCGCUGCGGAUAUUGGGCUGGUGUUUUCUUCUUGUCCUGUUCAGAAGGAGAGCAGAUCAGUUUCCUGUUUGACUGCAUUGUCAGGGGCAUCAGCCCCAGCAGGACCCCUCAUGACCUGCGACCUGCCCUGCCAGAAGAUCCCAGUGCUGACCCAGUGUCAGCAGAGGACCGAAUCAACAAGGAGGCAUCAGAGCUGGAGAAGAGACUCAGCAUGUUGUCUCAGAGCAGCCUCGCGAGCAGCACAGCUUCCACUUAUAGCUGCAGCACAUCUGUUGCCGGGGACGACCAGAGCAGCAUCUCCAGCUCCUCCUCCAGCCAGUCAGAUGCAAGCUACGGAAGCAGACUUCCAUUUUGGGUGGAGCCAUUAGGUAGACCUCACCUGUCCAACGAGACGGCGUCAAGCUCGUCCACGCUGAAGGUUUUGACCAGCUCAGAUGACAGGCUUUAUGCUGCUGUGAUGGGAAGCUCUGGGACUCGGCCAUCCUCCGACCAGCUCCAUUCUCGUGGUCUCCAUGACAGCGGGCGACAAAGCUCAUUAGACAGUGGGAUCGGAAUAGCUACAGGCAGUCAGUCAUCUUACUCAGGGAGCUGCUCCUCGUAUACGGGGAGUCUGGACAUGGCCAGCCAGGGAGGGGAGGGGGAGUUUGGCUCUGUGGCCAGCCUACCUGCUCCACCCCCUCCUCCUUCUUCACCUCCUGCUCUUCCUCCCCCAACUUCUCCUCCACCUCCUCCUACUUUUCAGUCUACACCUGUCCCAGACCACAGUUGUGCUACCUCUUCCUCCUGCUCUUGUUCCUCCAGAUCCAGCUCUCGUGCGUUCCGGAGGCACAGUGACGAGUAUCAAAUCCCCAACCUGCUCAGACCGCGGUAUGACACCCCCAGGAGUCUGCUCCAGACCCUGUCCCUGAGGGUACAGGAAGGCCCACCAGAGCUGGACAGGGACAGCAGGGGCAGUGGGGAUGCAGGGGGCAGUCAGGGACAAAGGUUGAGCAACAUCCCCACAGAAGCCAAGGCUCAGCAUCAUGCUGGGAUGCAGCGCUCACAAUCCUGGGGCAGUGAGAGGGCGCCCUCUGUAGACAGUGAGGGGAGGUCCACACCUAGAACCCUGCUGGUGCCUGGAGGUCCAGUUUGUGCAGAAACACAGUGCAGUCAUGGGUCAGACAACUACAUUACACCGGAGCAGUGGCGGUCAGCGAGAAACAGAUGCCUGACUCAGGCUGCCAACUCACCAUCAGGCCUGUCACCUUCUGCAGAUACACAAGAUCCUCCUCUCUGUGUGACAGAGGAUCAGGAUGAAGUUGGGGAUGUUGCUGACAAGUUAGCAGGUCUGAAGUGGUCGUUGUCCUCUCUGCCAACCUCUGUCCCUCCACCUCCACCUGUAGCACUGAGCAUGCAUAGGCCAACAUCAGCUUGUGGUAUUUUCCAGUCAGCCCACGCAGCUCCUUCAUUCCUGGACACUGGGCUCCACAGUGGCAAUGCUGCUAAUUAUGUUAAUAUCCCCAUUAGCCCCCUGCCAGCUAGAACUAACAGAGAGCUCCUCUACACAGAGCUUGACCUGCAGGAGCCCGGCUCAGCUCCAGCCUCUGGUCCUUACAGUCCUCUCAGAGAGGAAGGUUCCAUCAGGUAUGCCCAUCUUGACAUCGCUGCCAUGGAAACAGCUCAGAGAGUGGGGGCGGAGCAUGUUCAGGGCAGGGAGGACAGACUGACUCAGCUGGAGAGCAGGUGGCGAGGGCCACUGAACUGACUCUGCAACUCGGUGACACUUUAAAAUACUUUUCAUUGCUGAUUCUCUCAAAAUAAGCUGAAGUGCUUAACUGUAGUUGAUCAUUGUUGUACUUAACACACCCACAGUUGUGCCAGUGUACAGAAAUUCCCACAAACAAUCCAUUCCACUAAGAAUAAGAAGAAAAUAGGAAAUGUCUGGGUAAUCUCUUAUGCAGCUGCCAUCUUGGAUGCGUUUUGUGUUAAGUUCUCAUAUUCUUGUACUUAAGUUAGCGCUUUCCUGCAUUUCUAGAAGACUUUUUAUCCCAGAAAUGCUCCUUUUUUUACUGUCUUUUGGGCUGCAUGGCACUUAUAUCUGCCUCUUUUAAGAUUCUCUCAGGUGACUGUUAAGCAUGGAUUACAAUAGCCUUAAUUAUGAUGGAUUAGGAGGCGAAGUCCCUCCCCUUCCGGUGGACCACAAUGGGACCUUAUUUUGCAAAAAAUGUGUAGGGUAGUUAAUCUUGAGACAAAUAAUUAUUUGAUCCCAUUUAAAUUGUGCCACGAAUUACACACAGAAUGUUUAAAGGGUAAUUUUGCAAGUCAAAAAAGUUGCAGUUUGUUGUAAAACUGUUAAACUAUAAAACUACAAAAAUAUGCAAGUAAUGUCAUAACUACUAUUUAAAAAGCAACACUGAUGCUUCAACUAAGGCAUGAGAGGAAUGCUGGCAGAAAACUACUAAUUGUGUGAAUUUUUAAAGCGUAUUCAUUUCACACUGUUUCUUACAACAUAUUCCCUCUGCUGACUGUAGCUACUCAAAGGAGCUGUCAAGGUUGCUUUUUUUUAGCCGGUUUUAAGAUGAAACUCGGCACAUAAAUUAAAAAUAACAUGAGUAGAACAUAGCUACGUUACCAGGCUACUUAGCUUGCUGGUCUUGGUGACAUAGCUAUGUUGAGCGAGACGAGAGCUGUAUUUCGCUGUGGUACUUUCUUGAAUUGCAAAUUCAUCUUUUAAACUGACAAAUGUGUAAUUCAUGGCACAAUUCAAACAAGUUAAAUUACUUUGUCAUACAGAAAUAAGGUCCCUUGUGGGACACUGGAAGGGGAGGGACUUCACUUCUCUAUGGCACCAAACACUAAUGUUUACCACUGAUAUCAUAGCUAGGAGACAAAGAGACAGCUGCUGUGCUUGGCAAAUUGUAAUUUGUUAAUCUGGAGUUUCUUUUAAAUUCCAGCUAGAUUUACUUUAAGACUGUCUUGGCAUGGCACUAUUUGUUGUUACACCUCCUAUUAAAAGGUGAGAGAUCGAGCCCGCCUCAUCGCACUGAUGCCUCACAAUCGACUGUUAGAGUCCCAGCUUGCUUGGCUAUCAUUCCACAUCAGAGCUCAAAAGCAUUCGAUUGAAAUAAGCGUCUUAGAGUUAUAUCUCAGAUGCAAAUUAGAUUAAUCCAGGCCCAUGUGGCCCAAGAAGGAGAUGACUGAGUAAUCAGCCAGCCAGGGACAUUAUUCAUCACAGUAAUCAAUGUCUCUGCUUCAGGUCAGAAUUGAUGAAUGGGAAAGCACAGUGUGUGUUCCAAUUUCUCACCUCCCUCUUGAUAUCAUCAGGACAAAUUGUCCAACAUUUGGCACUAAUUUAUUUUUAUGGCCGCGGUUCCCUACCGGCAUAUCUCAGGAGGCGAAACAACAUGAGGGCGAGUUAUAAAAACUUUCCCAAAAAUAGCCUGUUAAUGUCACAACAGGGACUGCUUUCCUCUACAGGAUUUGUAAAUAAUAACUGCUUUUAUUUAUGCCAAGACACUAAGAAUGAUAUUAAACUAUAUUUUUAAAAUAUUACUGUUUGUAUGUUGUUGGCACCUGUAUCUUAUUGAUUAAAGACUGCUGUUACAUUU
Epinephelus lanceolatus (giant grouper) is the source of this 4204-nucleotide messenger RNA. Lineage: Eukaryota; Metazoa; Chordata; Actinopteri; Perciformes; Serranidae. The record is from RefSeq and is a predicted model, not a curated record.